UUGAUAUGAAGUCAGGAUACCACCAGAUCGAGGUGGCACCUGAAGAUCAACACAAGACCGCCUCUUGAACAAGGGGCCGUGCUAUUCUUUUAUGUAUCGUCCCGAUGUUAACCAAUGUCCCGGAGGAAUCUUAUGUGCAGUGAUAUCUUGGUAGCAAGAGGAUAUUUAUGUGAAUGACUCUCUGGCCAAUGUUUCUUGGGAGGUCUGCGGAAGUGUAGAUUGCAUUGCUUUGCAGGGCACUGGAAGAAGUACAAUCAUGAAGUCAUUUGCACUGAGCAACACAGGAUCCAGGUUGGGACUCCGUGGACCCUCGCCUCCUUCCAGCGGUGAUAAAAACAACAGCCAGGUGCUGCUGCUGCAGCACAGCCAGUUACCACCACCAAGUUAUCAAGACUUCCCGUUUGCCAGUGCUGGAUUUCCCAGGGCAAAUGGACAAGAGGAGGCACACAACCCUGUCCAUCCCAGACAACGGAGGAAGGCAGGUUGCAUAGUACGCCGGAAACUGAAUACCAACAGCCUAAGGAUUCAGGCAAAGAAGAAGGACGAGCAGGGAAAGGGUAAUGGAGAUGGGGUUUUGGUGGGCUGUGAUUGCAAUGGGGAAGUGGCAGAUGUCUUGCAGAAAUCAGAGGAGCUGGCACGGACUCGACAAUUGGUGGAGACUGCAAUGCUUGCAGCGACGGCAGGACUAGCAUUCUUCAUCACAAACCUUCUGCGACUGGAGGGGUAUAUAGGGUGUUUUCUUCCCCUUCCGCCAGUAAUUGCAGCAUUGCGGUGGAAUGCUGCUGCCGGGCGAAAAACGAUGGUAGCGACAUUGCUAUUGCUGUUCCUCAUCGGCGGUCCUCUGAAGGCGGUAUCGUAUGUGUUACUGCACGGCAUGUUGGGCAUGGUUAUGGGAGGGCUAUGGAGUUGGCAUGUGAGCUGGACGUCCUCGUUGCUGCUCUGCACGUUUGUGCGGAUGUUGGGGCUGAUAUUGUCUGUGGCUAUGUCGUCCUGGUUCAUAAAAGAGAAUCUUUUAGCGUUGUUAAUCAAUCAAGCACAUGCGUCGCUGGGGCAACUGUGUGUUUUCCUCGGAAUCAAUGCCUCUCCCAGUGUUUCCCUCAUCAUCAUGGCUGUGUGCGCACUGGUGUUCCUAAACUGCAUCGUCUUUGUGUUUCUGUUACAUGUGCUGUACGCAGUCAUCUUACACCGCCUCGGCAUUCCUUCAGCAAUUGAAGCGCCUGGAUGGAUCAAGCGAUCAUUAACGCCCUGAUGCAUUCUCAGAGUCUGUAUUUUAUGGAGUGCAGUAGAAUGUGCAUAGUACCACAUCCGUCUUCAAAGGAAUA
Chara braunii is the source of this 1322-nucleotide messenger RNA. The record is from the annotation of a GenBank genome assembly. Lineage: Eukaryota; Viridiplantae; Streptophyta; Charophyceae; Charales; Characeae.